Messenger RNA from Dioscorea cayenensis subsp. rotundata (Guinea yam), 2243 nucleotides. RefSeq names its product pentatricopeptide repeat-containing protein OTP51, chloroplastic-like. NCBI's taxonomy places the organism in Eukaryota, Viridiplantae, Streptophyta, Magnoliopsida, Dioscoreales, Dioscoreaceae. Gene Ontology annotation, molecular function: protein binding; endonuclease activity. The transcript has 2 exons. The record is from RefSeq and is a predicted model, not a curated record. Gene Ontology annotation, biological process: photosystem I assembly; Group II intron splicing; mRNA cis splicing, via spliceosome. The coding region runs from base 81 to 1931 and encodes 616 amino acids.
UGGAUGAUUUCAGAUACAUGAUGAAUGAAAUUUAUGGAUACCAUAUGAUAAGAAGUCUUUGAUUUCAGGUAUAUAAGUGGAUGGUCCAGCAGCAUUGGUUCCAUUUUGAUUUUGCCCUUGCAACCAAGCUUGCAGAUCACCUGGGCAAAGACAGGAAAUUUGCGAAAUGCAGGGAGAUGUUUGAUGCAAUAAUUAGUCAUGGUCGUGUGCCCAGUGAAUCCACGUUCCAUAUCCUCACUGUUGCUUACCUUAGUGCACCAGUGCAAGGCUGCCUUGAUGAGGUGUGUACUAUCUAUAAUCGGAUGAUUCAGUUGGGGGGUUACAGGCCAAGACUCAGUUUGCAUAAUUCUCUCUUUCGCGCUCUUGUUAGUAAGCCUGGGGGGCUGUCCAAGCACUAUCUUAAGCAGGCUGAAUUUAUCUAUCAUCAGCUUGUGACAUUGGAGCUCGAGGUGCACAAAGAUAUAUAUGCUGGGUUGAUUUGGCUCCAUAGUUAUCAAGAUAAUAUUGAUCGAGAAAGAAUCACAGCUCUGAGGGAAGAGAUGCAGUGUGCAGGAAUUGAAGAAAGCAGGGAUGUCUUAAUUUCACUCAUGAGGGCAUUCUCCAAGGAGGGAGAUGUGGAUGAAACAGAACGAGCAUGGCUCAAACUUAUUGAUUCUGGUGGAAUCGCGCCUUUUCAAGCCUUUGUUUACCGAAUUGAGUUAUAUGCGAAGAUUGGGGAACCAAUGAAAUCUCUUAAGAUAUUCAAGGGGAUGAAGGAGAAAGGCAUUUCUAUCAAUGUUGCUGUAUAUAAUAAAAUCAUUGAGGUCAUGUCGGAAGUUCCAGAGGUUGAGAUUGUGGAAGAACUUGUUGACGAACUAAUUAACAGUGGUAUGAAGCCUCUAACAUCCGCUUUUCUAGAUCUGUUGAAAAUGUAUUUAAAUUUAGGUGUGCAUGAUAAAUUGGAAGUAUCAUUCGCUAAUUGCCUUGAGAGAUGUCGCCCCAACCGAAGUAUUUAUUAUAUCUACUUGAAAUCAUUAGUAGGAAAUGGUAAUCUUGAAAAGGCUGAGGAAAUCUUUUAUGAGAUGCACACAAAUCCUGCGAUUGGUAUUCAUGCACAAUCAUGCAACACUAUCUUAGGGGCUUAUCUUUCUUCAGGAGACUUUGUCAAGGCCGAAAAGAUAUAUGAUUUGAUGUGUCAGAAGAAAUAUGACAUUGAACCUCAGUACAUGGAAAAACUUGAUUAUAUUCUCAGCCUCAAGCGGAAAGUAAUUAAGAGGCCGGUAAGCAUGAAACUUGACCCUGAACAACGGGAGAUUUUGAUGGGCUUGCUGAUAGGUGGUCUUCGGAUACAAUCAGAUGAGGAGUGGAGGAACCAUGCAAUCUAUUUUGAGUUCAAUGGGAAUUCUAAUGUUCAUUCACUUUUGAAAAUACACAUUCAUGAAAGGUUUUAUGAAUGGUUAAAAUCUUCAAAUGAGUCAGCUAAUAGGGACAAUGACAUACCUGACCGAUUUUCAACAAUUGCACACUCCUAUUUUGGUUUUUUCGCAGAUCAGUUCUGGCUAAAAGGCAGACCAGUGAUCCCAAAGCUCAUCCAUCGUUGGCUAUCACCACGUGUUCUAGCUUACUGGUACAUGUAUGGGGGUUUCAGAACCUCCUCAGGUGAUAUUCUGCUCAAGCUGAAGGGCGGGAAUCAGGAGGAUUUAAAGAGAAUUGCCAAGGUUUUCCAAGCAAAAUCCUUGACAUGCAAAGUGAAGAGAAAGGGGAGAGUGUUCUGGAUAGGAUUCCAAGGAGAUAAUGCAGUUUGGUUUUGGAAACUGACAGAACCUUACAUUUUGGAGAAUGUUAGAGAGUUUUUGACACCUGAGAGUGAUUCAAUGAGAAAUGAACCCAAAGGAGACCUCUUUACUGAUUUUGAUAGUGAAUCUGAUAAUGAUGAACUACCAUCCCUUUAGGAGGUCUUCAACUUUUGCUGACACUUAAUGUCAAUAGACGAUGGCCCGAACUUGGAUUGAUAUUCAUCAGCUGUAUGAGCACUAUUAUCAGAUGGAAGUGAGUUUAAGGAAGUCUGGGGCCCUAUUGCAUGUAUAGAACAAAUGAAGCGAUGGUUGUUCAGAUGACACUAAUUGGACGUCUCUGAUGCAUUUGAGCCAAUGAUUCAAGAAAGUUUCCAAUCCAAAUCUUUGUAUUUUUGGGCCUAAUUUUAGGCCAAAUAACUCCAAAGUGUAAUGAAUUAUAUAUAUAUAUAUAUAUAUAUUGUUUUGUUG